AUGUAUGUGACACUGCGAAUGUUGAUCGCAAUUUCCAAGCACUUUGGAUGGCCCAUCGACCAGUUUGAUGUGUUGACGGCUUUCCUGUAUGGCGUCAUGGAGAAACAAGUGUUCUAUGUGAUUCCUGAAGGCGUUAAACUUGUUAGUACGUUUGACUGUCUGGAAUUGGUGAAGUCAAUUUACGGCCUCAAGAAAGCGUCGCGAGUGUGGAAUGAAACGUUCGACGAGUUUGUGUGCUCCAUUGGAUUUCAAGUAUCGGACUUCGACCCAUGUCUCUACAUCAAGACUUCGGACGACCAUUGUGUGUAUGUACUGGUCUACGUGGACGACGUUUUGGUGACUGGAAGCUCGCUCGAGCUAAUUGCACGAGCCAAGAACGACUUGUAG
Peronospora matthiolae is the source of this 387-nucleotide messenger RNA. The record is from the annotation of a GenBank genome assembly. NCBI's taxonomy places the organism in Eukaryota, Oomycota, Peronosporomycetes, Peronosporales, Peronosporaceae.